CUGCAUAGCGUGAUUCAGUCAGCGGUGAAGCAGAGAAUCGCCAGAGCUGAUCUGCAGAGAGAAUCCUUGUCCUCCUCCUCCUGUCUGGAGCUCCUGAGGGAUCCUGCUACUCUUCCCUGUGGACACACCUGCCGUAAGACCUGUGUGGAACCAAUGAGUGAAGUGUAUGUGUGAAUUCUCUCCAGCUCUGAUCAUCCAGGCGGUGGUGGAACACACACACACACACACGUGACUCACUGCUGUGGAUCAACACACUGACAUCGAACACAAUCUGAGUUCACAACUUUGGACCGGAACAACUGAGCUCCGACAUGGACCCGAGACUGAGGAGAGGAGCCUCGCUCACAGGUGUGGACAGAGAGGAGGAAGCUCCUCCCUCUAAAGCCCCUCUGGGUGAGGACCAUGACAGCCAGACUAGAGCUCAGAGAUCAAAGCCACUCACAUCAGACGCUGCUGGACGAGGACAUAGACCUGGACCUGCUCCCAGCUGUCAGUCUCUGAAGAGUGACGCAUCUAUGCCAAGGAUUAUUGACUUCAGAGGAGGACAGGAGCAUCAGAGGAGGAGCAGGGAGGAUCAGCAGCUCUCAGAUGUUCUCAGUCUCCAGUGUGUCCAGCAGCAUCAGACAGAUCUGGACUCCACACUGCAGCUGUUUGAGAAGACCGUCAUGACCCUGGUGAAGAAGGAGCUGAAGAGAGCCCAAAGGUUCCUCAGUCCAGAUGACCAGAAGAACCUGGAUGGUGAGGAAGAGCUGAAGUGUGACGAGGAGCAGAUGAGGAGCAGCAGGGAAUCUCUCCUGCAGAUCUUCAUGAACAUCCUGAGGAGCAUGAAGGAGGAGGAGCUUGCUGAUGUUCUGUGGAGCAGAAGUGUUGCAGCAGCCUGUGCAGGGCGACUGAAGAGGAGCCUGCAGAAGAAGUUCCACAGUGUGUCUGAGGGGGUCGCUAGAGCAGGAAACUCUGCCCCUCUGAAUCAGAUCUACACAGAGCUCUACAUCACUGAGGGGGGCACAGAGCAGGUCAACCAGGAGCACGAGGUCCGACAGAUCGAAGCAGCAACCAGGAAGCAGACCAGACCAGGAACUACCAUCAGACCAGAAGACCUCUUUAAAGCCUCACCUGACACAGACCCACCAAUCAGAAGCCUGCUGACGAAGGGCGUGGCUGGCAUUGGGAAGACCCUCCUGACACAGAAGCUGACUCUGGACUGGGCUGAAGACAAAGCCCACCACAACUUCCAGCUGGUGUUUCCUUUCACCUUCAGAGAGCUGAACCUGCUGAAAGAGAAGCAGUUGAGUUUGGUGGAACUUGUUCAUCUCUUCUUUCCUGAAACCAAAGACUCAGGACUCAGCAGCUUUGAAGGAGUCCAGGUUCUGUUCAUCUUGGACGGUCUGGACGAGUGUCGACUCCCUCUGGACUUCAACAGUCGGGUCCUGACAGCAGCUACAGAGUCCACCUCAGUAGACGUCCUGCUGACCAACCUCAUCAGGGGGAAGCUGCUUCCCUCAGCUCAGCUCUGGAUCACCACACGACCUGCAGCAGCCAAUCAGAUCCCUCCUGAGUGUGUGGACAUGGUGACAGAGGUCAGAGGGUUCACUGACCUCCAGAAGGAGGAGUACUUCAGGAAGAGGUUCAGAGAUGAGGAGCAGACCACCAUCAUGUCUCACAUCCGGAGCUCACGAAGCCUCUACAUCAUGUGUCACAUCCCCAUCUUCUGCUGGAUCACUGCCACAGUUCUGGAGGACAUGUUGAAGAGCAGAGAGACCGGAGAGCUGCCCAAGACCCUGACUGAGAUAUACAUCCACUUCCUGGUGGUUCAGGCCAAAGUCAAGAAGCUCAAGUACCAUGGAGGAGCUGGGACUGACCCAGUUUGGGAUCAUGAGAGCAGGAAGAUGAUGGAGUCUCUGGGAAAACUGGCUUUUGAGCAGCUGGAGAGAGGAAACUUGAUCUUCUAUGAAUCAGACCUCACAGAGUGUGGCAUCGACAUCACAGCUGCUGCACUUUACUCAGGAGUCUUCACACAGAUCUUCAGAGAGGAGAGAGGACUGUACCAGGAGAAGGUCUUCUGCUUCAUCCAUCUGAGUCUCCAGGAGUUUCUGGCUGCUCUUCAUGUCCACCUGAGGUUCUUCAACUCUGGAGUCAAUGUUCUCCAUUCACAACAAAAAUCCGAACAGUCAUGCAUCUUCAGAAAGAAGCUUCAUCCAGGACAGUUGUACCAGUCAGCAACAAGUGUUGCUUUAGAAAGUCCAAAUGGACAUCUGGACUUGUUCCUGCGCUUCCUUCUGGGUCUUUCUCUGCAGACCAACCAGCGGCUCCUUCCAGGUUUGUUGACACAGACAGGAAGUAGCUCCUGGACCCAUCAGAACGCAGCCAAGCUCAUCAAGAAGAAGAUAAGGGAGAAAGUGUCUCCAGAGAGAAUCAUCAAUCUGUUCCACUGUCUGAGUGAAGUGAAGGACACUUCUCUAGUGGAGCAGCUCCAACAGCAGCUGAGAUCAGGAGCUCUCUCCACAGGUCAACUGUCUCCAGCUCAAUGGUCCACCCUGGCUUUCAUCUUACUGUCCUCAGAGGAAGAUCUGGACGUGUUUGACCUGAAGAAAUACUUUGCUCCAGACAGACGUAAACCUUUCCUGAAUCAAUAUUGUUUUUCAGAGGAGGCUCUUGAGAGGCUGCUGCCGAUGGUCCAAGCUUCAAAGAAAGUUCUACUGAGCUGCUGUGGACUGUCAGAGAGAAGUGGUUCCCUUCUGUCCUCAGUCCUCAGCUCUCCGUCCUCUAGUCUCACACAACUGGACCUGAGUGGGAAUGAAGACCUGAAGGAUGCAGGAGUGGAGCUGCUGUCUGCUGGACUGAAGAGUCCACACUGUCACCUGGAGACUCUCAGCCUGUGCGACUGUGGACUGUCAGAGAGAAGUGGUUCCCUUCUGUCCUCAGUCCUCAGCUCUCCGUCCUCGAGUCUGAUACAACUGGACCUGAGUGAGAACAUCAAGCUGAAGGAUGCAGGAGUGAAGCUGCUGUCUGCUGGACUGAAGAGUCCACACUGUCACCUGGAGACUCUCAGUCUGUCAGGGUGCAUGAUCUCAGAGAGAGGCUGUGCUUCUCUGGCCUCAGCUCUGACCUCUAACCCCUCCCAACUGAGAGAGCUGGACCUGAGCUACAACCAUCCAGGAGGACCAGGACUGGAGCUGUUGUCUGCUGGACUGGAGAGUCCAGACUGGAGGCUGGAGACUCUCAGGCUGGACAACUGUGGACCAGGGUGGUUAUAGAUCUGACCUGAAGAAGUGUGAGUGUUUGAUUGAUCCAUGAGAACUGCUGGACUCUGUCAGCUUCUAGUGGAGCAGCUGUGAUGUUGGUGACAUCAUGUGAGCCUUGAAUCUGCUGCUGGAACUUGUCUUCAUCAAGUCCAGGUCACUGGCCAGAACACUGCUCACCAACAUGGUGUCCAGCAGAAGCUGGUUGUCCAGCAGCAGCUAGUGAGGAGUCUCCGUGCAGAUCUAGAAGCAGCACUGUUGACUUUCCUCAUCAUCACAUAUGGAGUCAUUCACUCUCUUCAGUCUUUGACUCCAGAGUCACAUGAGUUUGGAAGAUCAUCACCUUCUCACUGGAGUCUGAAGAUCUCAGUGUUCUUCCACCAUCAUCACCUGCACCUGUCUUGCAAUCCGUCCCCUUAAAAUGUGACCAUCACCCCAAAAAUACUGCAUACAUGUUCACAAAUAAAGUGAUAUUGAUAGACAGAGAAAAUAACAAUACGGCAAGACAGCAAUUCCAAACAUUCUAGAUUUGUUAAAACUAUUUGGGGAAAUAUCAGGAUAUAAAUUGAACCUCAAAAAAAAAGUCAGCUAUUUCCACUGAAUGUGGACAUUAGAAAUAUAGUAGCCACAAAUGUCCCUUUUAAAGUGUCAACUGAAGAAUACUAACUUGGGUGUUACAGUCACCCAAAAAUCUGGAGAGCUAGUUCAACAUCAUUUGAUCAAACUUUUCUUGCAGAUUAAAGAGGAUCUUUCCGUUUGUUCCCCGCUAUUUCUGUCCUUAACAGGCAGAGUUCAUUCAAUUAAAAUGUCGGCGCUUCCAACGUUUUUAUAUUUAUUUCAAACCUUACCAAUAUUCUUCCCGAUGUCAUUCUUUAAACAGCUAGAUUCAAUAAUGUCAGCAUCAUCUGGAGUGGUAAACCCCCGCGCCUGCGUAAAGAACUCUGACAAAUGCCUCAAGAGAAAGGAGGAACGGCACUGCCUCAUGUCUGACAACAUUACUGGGCAGCUCACCUCAUAUUGGAUUGAGCAUCACUUGGAUAAAAACUGCCCAGACUGGGUGAGAAUGGAAACAACUGUCUCCAACUCACUUUCACUCCCAGCUCUAAGUGGUACAAAGUUGCCACGAUCACGCAGCCUGAUCAAUGGGUCAAAUGGCAGCCCAACAGUCCAAAACUGGGUGAAAAUAUGUAUCCAGUUUAGGAAAGGUUUCAGACUUCAUGACAUGUGUCUAUUCAGUCCUGUGGCCUUGGAUCACAUAUUUAAACCAUCCUUGCAGGACUCAUUGUUCAAUAUCUGGCACAGAAAAGGUCUGAAAAGAUAUAAGGAUCUUUUCAUUGAAAAUAACUUUGCUUCAUUUGAGCAACUGGCAAAAAAGUACUUAUUGUCAAAAUCCCAUUUUUUUAGACACUUACAAUGUAGACAUUUUAUAAGGAGAGUUUGACCACAAUUCCCUCAUAAACCAGAGAACACAAUUAUUGACAUUAUCAUGAGAGCCGACCCAAAAGCCAAAGGUUCAGUCUCAAAUAUUUUGGAUCUGAUGUCAUCACAUGCACAACUUCCACAUCCCGCAUGAGAACAGAAUGGGAGGCGGAGCUCCAAACCCCAAUAGAAGAGCAAACCUGGCUGAAGGUUUUGAAGCAGCUCCAUUCAUCUUCUAUGUGUGACAGACACUCAUGACUUCAACUCAAGAUUGUGCAUCAGACUCACCUGUCCAACUCUAAACUGGCUACAAUCCAUCCUGAGAUGGAUCCUGAAUGUGGGAGGUGUCAGUCAGCAGAAGCAACACCUGUCCUGACUCACCAGUUUAUUGGAGUCAUAUUUUUGAGGCCCUCUCUACAGUCCAGUUGGAAUGGAGCCUCUUUACUGCACUGUUUGGAAGUGUUCCAGAAGGUAUUCAGCUUCCAGUCGGGGGAGAAAAAGUGGCAGCUUUUACUGCUCUGCUGGUGAGAAGGUUCCUACUUUUGAAGUGGAAGGAUGAUGCUCCACCCUCACAGUCACACUGGGUAUGAGAUGUGGUGGUUUUUUUUUUUUUUUUUCGAUAAACCAACAACAACAGUGCUAGAGUCACUGGAAGAUGAGUACGAAGGUGGAACUCUGUGCUUCUCUUUUCUCUGUCUCUGGUAAACAGUUUCUUUUCUUCUUGUUAACCAGGUGUGGAAAGUCUGCUUCUGUUCUAUUGUGUCAUUACUGUUGUAAAACAUGGUCACCUGGAGUCAUGACAAAAGUUAUCGCCUGUAUUAUCAAGAGUGACUUUUAUCGAAUAUUUUUUGUGAGAAUUUGUUCAUGAAGUGAAAAUCCAAUGAAAAGAUCAUUGAAAGAAAAUAAAGCAAGUCGCAUGAUGCUGUCGAGUAGUGAUGGGCAAAACAGUUCAUUUUAGUGACUCAGUUCAUUGAAUCUCAUUCAGUAAAAACAAUCUUUUUUGAGUCUUACAGUUCUUAGUUUCGCCACCUACUGGUGACAUGGAACCCUGCGGUUGAAUGGUAGUUUCAGUUGGAUUUAAACGUCAAUUUGACUGACUUUACAUUGAACAUUUUACAAAUCAAACAAAGUGUCAGAGGUACCAUGAUGUUAAACCAUUUUGACAAAAUGUUUCUGUUUGCAGACACACUGUAUGCAAUGUAUUGCUUGAAUGAAGAAGUGGUUGGACAUCAUUGCAUGGUAUCAAUGUCCAACCAGCACAACCUCAGAGCCUCUGAUGCCUGAGUUAGAUUCAUGCAUAACAACCAUAUGACUCAUCAUGAGGCCCAGUCUCAACCAUCUUGAAGAGUUGGCCUGGUGUUUGACACCAUCUAAACAAGUCAAAGCUCAGCAAAAUAUCACCACUGAGGGAAGAAUGCAGGCAGUCUAAUCAGGGAAAUGUUAGAAGAUUAAUAAAAGAGAGGGAGAUUCAAAAAUUAUUUUUUUCACUGCUGUGGAAGGUGGAGGCAACUGUUGCAUUCUUUCACAGAAGCACAGUCGCUUCAGACAAACUCAAAGCAGCACAACAGCAGGACGUGGCCACACGGUGGACUUCAACAUUUUACAUGUCGCAGCGAUUUAUUGAGGUGAAAAACCCUCUCAUCUCCACUCUGGCGCUCAUGAACGCCUCUCUGCCAACACUGACUCCAGAUGAGUGGAAAAUGGCCACGGAGAUUGUCAGCAUUCUUCAACCCUAUGAAGUGACUGCUGAAAGGUAAGUCCUAACAUGUUUGAGUAUCAGAUGUUGCGCCACGUUUUACCAACUGUGAAUACAAGUCGACACACUGCUCCUCUGUAACCUUCUCUGCACUUUGUCAGUCCUUGGUGGCCCUGGUGCAUCUUUUCUCAUAUCUCUGCUCUCAUUCUUUCAGGGAUCACAGACUGCAGAAGCCCAUCCCCUUCACUAACUGAGCCGAGGUGUUCCACUCUUCAGAUGAUCAGGCCAACCAUCAUGGACAUGCUUGAGGACGCACUGGAGUUCCUCAUCACUCCUGGUCCUGUCUUUGAUACUGCAGGCUUCAGCGUUCCACCGUGGUUCUGCAUGAGGACUCCCCCGAGCCCAUGGCUGCUGCCGUCUGCUCUGACUACUGUUGGUUUGGCUGGGUCAAUGACCUCCAGAACUGGAGCGGAGGAGAUGAACUCUUUCACUUCGAUGAAAGCUGCUUUUGCUGUUUGCCCCAACAGCAGCUGUUCCUAGAUUUGACUCAUUCAUUCAGAGGCUGCAGCACUGUGGACAAGUGUGGUCGAUAUCGCCCGAGAUAGUUCACCAUCCCCAGACAUCUUCUCAGUUCAACUGAUGUUUCCGGGUGGCUCCAGUGCUGUUAUGGCCUUGACUCACUUUGGUCAGGACUUGUCUCAAGGAGCCUCUUGAGUCUUUGAUCGUGCACCUCCUGUGUUUCUCCAAACACCAGUGUGUCGUCCAUAUAUACCACGGUGCCCUCAUGUUGCUGCACCACCUCUGACAUUUCUCUUUGAAAAAUCUCCGGUGCAGAAGUGAUACCAGAGGGUGACCGUUUAAAACAGUACCUACCCAGUGGUGUGGUGAAUGUGGUGAGGCGAGCGCUGUUUUCCUCCAGCAGAACCCACUUUCCGCAUGGAGACUGGAGAACACUGUACUCUUGGCGAGCUUGGGAAGUAUCAUAUCAUCCAAAGUUGGCAGAAUAAACUCCUCACCUUUGACAUUUUCAGUGAGUCUUUUCAAGUCCAUUGGUUUCCACAACAGGAACCAUGGGCGCACCACUCUGUUGGAUCUGUGACUUUCUCUAUCACCCCCAUCGAUGCCAUCCUUUUCAGCUCUGCUUCUACUUUUGGCAGUAGAGGAAUGGGCACAUGGUGUGGUGUGGCGACCCUUCUUUUGAUGUGACCUUCACAGGUUCACCUUUCAGUGUCCCACACUGCUAACUGUGUUCACUGUGUCAACACGGUUCAUCAAAGCCAGUUUGGUCGACACUGUUCGGCCCAGAAGGUUCUCGCCACCCGUCUUGACAACCACUACAGGAAAACAAGAGUUUGGAAGCUUGCCAUCAACUUUGGCUUUGACUUUGUCCCCUCGUGGCCCCUUCUCCCCCUGGACUUUUGAGUGUAUGUUCCAGUGGAGUGAGCUUGGGCUUCUUCCUCCAAGUCUCAUAUGUUGCCUCUGACAUCACGGAGGAGUCUGCACCAGAGUCCAUUUUAAAGGAGACUGCCGUGUUCUCCACACCAAAAGUGGUCUGCCAAGGAGCUUCACCCUCAGCCAGCACUACUGGUUUGCUUUUGUUCUCCACUGAUCCUCAGAAUCAACUCUGGUCUGUGUCUGUCUCUGUUAUUUCUCUUAUGGCCUCUGUGCCACACCCAGCAGCAAAGUGUCCAGUCUGGUUCCACUUCAGCCAUUUCUGUCCUCUUGCAGGGCACAGUUCACCGUCAUGACUCCGACCACAUCUUGUACCCGUGACCUUUGUUUUAUUCUGCACCUUUCUCUGGUUUUCUACAGUUUUCUCUUGUGCCCUCUUUUUCAGGACUUGAAUGUUGUCCACACUUUGCACCUUCUGAGACUGGACUAACUGCUCAUCUCUGUUGCCGUGCGCAGCGCCAGCUCACUUGUCAUUGGUCGUUUUUGAGACACUUGUUUGUCCCUCACCCCGACGACCACGUGGUCCCGCUCAUCCUUCUGCGUGCCACAAUCACAAUUGUGGGCCAGCUCAUCAAGUUACUCAUCAUAAAGGAAAGACGUGUUACCUGGAGCAUCUUCUUGAUCAUGAUCCAGGCACUCACUCAUAUUUGAGGAACUAUUCAUCCAACAACAACAACAAAGCAGAGGGAGCCAGCGCUUCUGUUGGAGCUACAGCGGACGAUGAAGCCUUGUUCAUUACUCAAGGGAAGUGAAUGACAAGACUCCAAUUCCAGCAGCGCCUUUCAAAAUAAAAUACAAAUGACGGUGACGUGAGGAAACUGUAUCUGCGCUAGAUACUAGUCGUUCCUUGAGAUGACUCGUAGUUCUUAGCUCAUUUUGAAGAGACGUUCAAAGAACGACCCCUCACCAUUGAAUAUGUUCUUAACAGGUUCCCUGAUCAUAUCGUAUUAUAUCGUUGUGAUGCCGCACUUCUGAGGCAACGUCGCCCGAUGUUAAAUGUGUCAUUUUAUUGGUCUCAUGAUCAAUAUUUUAGAGUUUAUACGUUACAUUGAACAUGUGACAAGUUGUGUAACAAGAUACACAUUUGUCAGAAUCAAUGACGUCUUCAUGAUGAAAAGGUGGAGCCUUGUUUAAAAGUCUGACAUGUGUUGCAUUUGUUCAGCGUGACUCUGUCUGCUCAUUUUGUUGUCUCUACAGAGACACAUUACACUUGGGAGAUUGGCUGUGAUCCCAAAGAAACAAGAAUGCAGCCCUGGACUUUGGCCAUUCUGCACCUAUAAAGGGGCACAUUUGAUGGUUGACAGUCAUAUUGAAGGCCCCUGUACCGUCAACUGCAAAGACUCAGUACAUAAUUGUGGAUCUGCCCAUUUUUACACAUUAGACUCGAACUCUAACUUGCUGACUUUACUGUUCUAUAUUAUUAUUAUUGUACAUAUUUGUACCGCAAAGCCACGUACACUGUAAUUUGAGUGACACA
Messenger RNA from Synchiropus splendidus (mandarinfish), 9283 nucleotides. Its product is annotated as NLR family CARD domain-containing protein 3-like. The transcript has 11 exons. Gene Ontology annotation, molecular function: protein binding. Lineage: Eukaryota; Metazoa; Chordata; Actinopteri; Syngnathiformes; Callionymidae. The record is from RefSeq and is a predicted model, not a curated record. Bases 312 to 3254 code for a protein of 980 amino acids.